AUGUCCUACCCGCAGGGCUACCUGUACCAGGCGCCCGGCUCGCUGGCGCUCUACUCGUGCCCCGCGUACGGCGCGUCGGCGCUGGCGGCGCCGCGGAGCGAGGAGCUGGCGCGCUCGGCGUCGGGCUCGGCGUUCAGUCCCUACCCGGGCUCGGCGGCCUUCACGGCGGCGCAGGCGGCCACGGGCUUCGGGAGUCCGCUGCAGUACUCGGCCGACGCCGCGGCCGCUGCCGCCGCAGGAUUCCCGUCCUACAUGGGGUCGCCCUACGACACGCACACGACCGGCAUGACCGGGGCCAUCGGCUACCACCCGUACGGCAGCGCGGCCUAUCCCUACCAGCUGAACGACCCCGCUUACCGCAAGAACGCCACGCGGGACGCCACGGCCACGCUCAAGGCCUGGCUCAACGAGCACCGCAAGAACCCGUACCCCACCAAGGGCGAGAAGAUCAUGCUGGCCAUCAUCACCAAGAUGACCCUCACGCAGGUGUCCACCUGGUUCGCCAACGCGCGCCGGCGGCUCAAGAAGGAGAACAAGAUGACGUGGGCCCCUCGGAACAAAAGCGAGGACGAGGACGAGGACGAGGGUGACGCCGCGAGGAGCAAGGAGGACAGCUCCGAGAAGACGCAGGAGGGCACCGAGACCUCGGCGGAGGACGAAGGGAUCAGCCUGCACGUGGACUCGCUCACGGAUCACUCGUGCUCCGCGGAGUCGGACGUGGAAAAGCUGCCGUGCCGCGCCAGCGGGGAUCGCUUGUGCGAAUCGGGCUCGGAGUUCAAGCACAAAUAUGACGACCUGGACGACGACGAGGAGGACGAGGACGAGGACGAAGACGAGUGCCAGAGGGACCUGGCGGUGGUGCCCAAGCCCGUGACCUCGUCGCCACUCACCGGCGUGGAGGCGCCGCUCCUGAGCCCCCCGCCCGAGGCCGCGCCCCGCAGCGGCGGCGGCGGCGGCGGGGGUGGCGCUGGCAAGACGCCCCUGGGCAGCCGGACGUCGCCUGGAGCGCCGCCGCCCGCCAGCAAACCCAAGCUGUGGUCACUGGCGGAGAUCGCCACGUCGGACCUCAAGCAGCCCAGCCUGGGCCCGGGGCUGCCGGGCGCCGCCGCUGCCCCGGCGCCCGCCUCCUCGGGGGCACCUCCUCCGGGAGGCUCGCCCUACUCCGCCUCGCCCCUGCUCGGCCGCCACCUCUACUACACGUCGCCUUUCUACGGCAACUAUACGAGCUAUGGGAACUUGAACGCGGCGCUGCAGGGCCAGGGCCUCCUGCGCUACAACGCGGCCAGCGCGGCGGCGGAGACUCUGCACCAGGGCGCGCCCAAGGCGGCCAGCGACGCGGGCAAGGCGGGGUCCCACCCGCUGGAGCCCCUCUACCGGCCUCCAGGCGGCAGCUAUGAGCCCAAGAAAGAUGCCAGCGAGGGCUGUGGAGUAGCUGGAGAGGGUGCCCAGGCCUACCUAUAGGAGGGCCCAGCUCAGCAGUGCAAGUAAGUGACCAGCCAUCCCGGGGCUCACCUGAUUCACCAGCCAUGCUCCUAUUGCACCCCCACCCCAUGCUUACUGUACUUUGGGGGGGAGUAGAGCUUGGUGCAUUUCUCUGGCCUGUUUGCCUUUAAAGGAUCCCUCUACAUGGUUAAGACACCCUAUUUUCUGUACAAGUUCAGCUUUAAAGAAUCAGUCCUUGAAUUGUAUGCACGCGUGCGCACACACACACACACACACAUUUGUGCAUGUGUGUAUUUCUGUGUAUAUAUCAUUGCCAUUUCCUCUUUGAGAAGACAUGAUUAAAACCUGGGCAUUCAUGUCACUCAGAACAGUUUUUUUCAGCCCCCUCCCCCGACACAGACACAUCAUAAUAGAUGCUAUGUGCAUGAGUGAGUGUUACCAAAACUUGGGUAUCAAAAACCCUUUAUAGAUUGCAGAUCAAAACAAGGGACACCAGGAGCUUAAUUUUUUUCUUGGGCCUGCCACUCCGUGUGCAGUGGCCAAGUGGACCAGCAGGCCCUGGAAGUUCUCCUGCCUGAUAGCAAUAUUAAAACAAUAAAAACAAAACAAAAAACGAUCCCACUCAUUUUACAAUUAAGCAAGAUGAGGAGUCUCAGGUUUUGAAUAUGGAAAAGAGGCUAAAACCACUGGAAGGUGCUGGCUAGGAAAGGCAGGCUUUGAGAUGAUUUCGUUUUUUCCUUGGUCCACAGGUAGGUGUCACAAUUGCUUUGGAAAAAACAAAAGUCAGGAGGCCGGUCUGUCUUCCCCAGCUCAUAAAUAUACAGAUACACAGUCCAGAUCUGUAGGCCGGGACCACAUCCUGUGCCACUAUAAAGAGGAGCUGCACGGCGCUGUCAGCCCACAGACUGUAAGGACGGGACACACUGUUGUCAGGCAUAUGUGAAUUUGUUGGAAUAGUAUAGCUUCCCCAAUGUUUGUGUGACUUUUGGAAACAAUCUGUUUUUUUUCUCAGGAUAUCUUGAUCCCUUCAUUGCCACGGUAUAUAUGCUAUAGAUGUGAUAGGACUUACUGUAAAAAAAAAAUUAUUUGUAAAAGAUGUACACAGUAGGAAUAAAACGUGAUUGAAGAACUCGAGUCCUUCAGAAGUGGAAACAAAUUUGAUAUUUAUUUUUAUAAUGACAUAAAGCUUCUAGUAACUUAUGCAAGUUGUAUUGCAAAGAAAUCUAAAACUUUUGUAAAUAAAUUCUGCCUGGUUUUUAUUUGAACAUUGCUGGUUAUACAAUCGUUGUUGGUUGUUUAACACGAAUUCUCUACUAAUUUAUAUCUAAAACUGUAAAUAAAAGAAAAACGAACUAGUCUACAAUUAUAUGGUGUUGGGGCUCAUUCUUCCUGACGAGUGGUUUGGGUAGAGAGCCCUUAUGAUAACAGCCCGCCACCCCCGGAUGAGGGUGAUCUGAGCUUACCUUUUUAAUGAAGAGCUGUGUGAAAUUAGCUCUCCUUUUUCA
Molecule: messenger RNA, 2948 nt
Organism: Jaculus jaculus (lesser Egyptian jerboa)
Lineage: Eukaryota; Metazoa; Chordata; Mammalia; Rodentia; Dipodidae
Gene: Irx2
Product: iroquois homeobox 2
Exons: 4
Coding region: 1-1461 (486 amino acids)
Biological process (GO): neuron differentiation; regulation of transcription by RNA polymerase II; cell development
Cellular component (GO): nucleus
Molecular function (GO): DNA-binding transcription factor activity, RNA polymerase II-specific; RNA polymerase II cis-regulatory region sequence-specific DNA binding
Source: RefSeq, a predicted model, not a curated record